Psilocybe cubensis is the source of this 1029-nucleotide messenger RNA. RefSeq lists its product as uncharacterized. Lineage: Eukaryota; Fungi; Basidiomycota; Agaricomycetes; Agaricales; Agrocybaceae. The coding region runs from base 1 to 1029 and encodes 342 amino acids. The transcript has 4 exons. The record is from RefSeq and is a predicted model, not a curated record.
AUGUCUGGAUCUACCAACAAAGGCACCAUUUUUAACGUCCCCGAAGUUACGGGGAAAGAUCAAAUUGCUCUCGAGACAACCGCUGCUGAAGCGAGAUUGAAUGCACCGAACGCUGCUGUUGCGCGUGAGGUGGAACAUAAUGCAGAGGGGGUGAAAGAGGCUGCUCAGCAAGCUGCUGCUCAUGCAAAGGCCGUAGGUAGAUCGUUGACUGGAGAGGCUAGUACAGCUGCAGGCCAGUUCCGUGGCGAUGCUUCCCGGACGACGGAUGCAGCUGUUGAGGAAGGAAAGCAGGAUGUCGAGAAUGUCAAGGCUGCCACUGUUGGAUAUGUCGAGCAGGCAAAGUCAUAUGCUAGCUCUGCUUUGGAGACCGCCCAGGCUUACCUGCCAACAGCUAUAGGAGGAAAAGUCCCUGUUGUCGAUAAUGCCACAAACGCUGCUUCGAAUGCUGCCGCAUCGGUACAGAACACCGCCGCCAAUGCAGGGAAUGCCGCCCGCAGUGGUGCUUCAAACGCAGCCACGACCACCAGCAACGCAGCCUCCAAUGCUGCAACGACAGCUCAGAACAAUGCGUCUUCUGCCUACAAUACAGUUGUAGAUACCGUUCAGCCUGUGGCGAGCAAUGUCGCAGCUACUGUCGAGCCUGUCGUCGCCGGUGUAGCGGCUACACUCCAGCCUGUCGCAGCCUCUGUCGCGUCUGGAGUACAAACCGGCGCCGCUGCCGCGUACAAUGUCGCCAAGGAAAACGCACCUACAGUCGCUUCGCAUCUCCAGAGCGGCGCUGCCACGGUGUUGGGCACUGCCCAUGAUUUGAUCGCUCCUGCUGAAGGCCAGAACGCACCCUCACAUACCGCUGGUCACGAUUCGAAAGGGACAGCGUCGCAGGGUGGGGUACCUGGUGUAACUACAGCACCUCUGGAAUCUGGGAAAUCAAUUGUCGACACGCCAUAUCAAAAGACGGAGGUUUCGCCUUCGAAGAAGGACGUUCAUGCUUCCACAGCCAACGUUUCAACCCCACCUCAUUUGAAUUAA